CUAUGCAUAGAUGCUCCUAUCCAGUGGCAUUGUCUCGGUUUGGCUCUGUCUCGUCGCUAAAUACAUAACAACGUACAUGUAACCCGAUUAGCCCUACAACAGUUGCCUCCUCUGUCUGUCCUUGUCCAAGAUAGGAUACCAUGGUGUUCUGUGGCAGACCAUCUAAGGCGUGUCAACGGUGUAGAGAACGCAAAUUAAGAUGCGAUCUGCGCAUACCGUCCUGCGGGCAGUGUAAUAGAGCACUAGCUAAGUGCCACGGGUAUCGAGAUACGCGGCAGAUACAGAUCAGGAACGAAAGCCAAGUGGUGCGAAUGAAGGCCCUCCAAAAGGUUACGCCUAGUCCCAUUCCCUCACGGAUCCGGGCUCUCCCGCUGUCAUUAGAGGCCCAAGCACGGGACAUGUUCUUCAGGUUCUACGUGAACGGCUUCUCCACAACAUGGAGCUUCCUAAGACCCUUCUAUCACCCCACGUAUGCGCCCCUCCAUUUAUCGAUGAGUAUAGACUGCGUUAGCCUGGCUUUCGUAUCGCUUGGGGGGUGUGCAGAUGAGGCUGCCUUAGUACCAGCGCGUGAGAAAUACGCCUCGGCCCUGCGUAUGACGAAUAAAGCAUUGCAGAAUAAGAACUCUGCAUCCAACGACGUCACUAUCCUCGUCUCUGCGCUUCUCCUGGAUCUCUUCGAGAAGAUGACGAAUACUAGACAUCGAGGAAGUAACUCAUGGACCAGCCAUAUCGACGGUGCCCUCGGUCUUGUCCGACUAAGAGGCAUCGACAAGUUUCAGACGCCUGAAGCGGUUAGGAUUCUUGUACGGCUGAGUACAAACCUCCUCAUCAGCUGCAUAGCCAUCGACCAUAGAAUCCCAGACGAGCUUCAGGAGCUCCGCGACCACGCCUCCACGCACCUCAACGUCGACGACCCCAAAUGGAGAGUCACAGACCUAAGCGUGCAGUACGCUAACCUUCGAGGCGACAUCCGUACCGGAGCGAUCCCCUCUGACAAAAUCAUCGCCCGUACACUUGAACUGGAUGCCAAAUACGCCGCCAUUAGAGCCACCAUGCCGCCAUCUUGGCAGUACACAACCGCCCUCGCGCCACAGUCCUCCCCCCACAUCUACAACCGGACCUACUUCCCCUAUCUAGACCGCCACAUCACUCAGACAUGGAACGUCACCCGCUUCACCCGCAUCCUCCUCAACGAGCUGAUACUCGCCCACUGCUCCGCCUCGUCGCCCCUGGCGGACCAAGCUAUCGAGGUCAUCCAAACGAUUGUUUUUGAUAUAUGUGCCGCCGCCCCUCAAUACAUUGACUGUGCCCAUGCUGCAUCACACCUCCUCCCCGAAUCCCAGAACCCGCCUUGGCCGCCUGGCACCGGCAUUCCCGCUCAAGACGGGAGCCCGCACACACAUUGUCCGUCGCAGAAAAUGAGUGCGUAUACUCUUAUUUUCCCCCUAUUCGUAGCCGCGCAGUCGCGGUACUCGCCGCCGGGUGUGAGAAGCUGGAUAGCGAAGCAGAUGAGAUGGAUGGACGUCCAUUUCGGGAUUCGGAUUGGUGGGACGGUGGCGGCGUUGCUAGAAAAGGAAGGGGAUGUAGAGGUUGGGGCGUGGACUGUGUAUGCGAUGUUGGGGAGUUAUGCUUUUGCUGCGUGA
Mytilinidion resinicola is the source of this 1643-nucleotide messenger RNA. RefSeq lists its product as uncharacterized. Lineage: Eukaryota; Fungi; Ascomycota; Dothideomycetes; Mytilinidiales; Mytilinidiaceae. Gene Ontology annotation, biological process: regulation of DNA-templated transcription. The coding region runs from base 141 to 1643 and encodes 500 amino acids. The transcript has 2 exons. Gene Ontology annotation, molecular function: zinc ion binding; DNA-binding transcription factor activity, RNA polymerase II-specific. The record is from RefSeq and is a predicted model, not a curated record.